Molecule: messenger RNA, 388 nt
Organism: Condylostylus longicornis
Lineage: Eukaryota; Metazoa; Arthropoda; Insecta; Diptera; Dolichopodidae
Product: odorant receptor 74a-like
Exons: 3
Coding region: 19-348 (109 amino acids)
Source: RefSeq, a predicted model, not a curated record
CGCAAUAUUGUUACGGUAAUGUUUGUAUUUUGGGCUUUUGGAGCUGUUUCAGAACAAAUGGUUAUUGGUUACAUUGGAUCAGAAUUAAUUUAUUUGACAGAAAAUAUGAGUACAACAUUUUAUUCUUGUAAUUGGGAAACUGUACUUUUAAAUUCAAAUAUUUCAAAUAAAGUUAAAAAAUCACUAAUUUUACAUAUAUACACAAUUAUGUUAGCAUCAACAAAGCCCAUCACAAUUACUGGAUUAAAUUUCUUUGAUUUGUCAAUUGUGACUGCAUUCAAUAAUGUGAGGACUGCAAUUUCUUAUUUCAUGUUUCUGCAUACCAUGAAAAAUGCAUCUGCAAAUUAAAGAAGAAAUUAAGAUUGUCCCAGCAAGAAAUUAAAAUUUU